UUAUACUAAUUACCUUGCUAUUUUAGGCCUAUGUCACAAUUUAGGAAGGAAAUACAAUUUUUAGGCUAUAUUGAAUCAAUAUUCACGACAUUAAUUAAAAGAGGAAUUUAUUUUUCAGAAAUGAAUUCUGCAGCUGUUAUAUCUUAGUAUUUUCUCAAUGAUGGGUUAGGGAAUGUUUUGGAUUAGCAAAACAUUAGAUAGUUUAAUUGUUUAAAAAGAUUUUAAGAUUAAUUUUGUUUAAAGAAUUGGAAAAAUGAUGAAACCAGCAGCAAUAAAUAAUAGGAAUUGAAAAUGAUAAACUACCAAAGAAAAUGGCUCAUCAUAUACUUUGCACAAUGAAUUAUGAAAAUGAAAUAUUUUAAUCUUAUCAAGAUUCUGAUAGAAUAUUUUGGUUGACAAGAUAGAAAAAAUUAAAUAGGUUCAACUCUUAUUACCUGGUCUUGUAAAGUAAAGAGUCAUUCAAUAGGAG
Messenger RNA from Paramecium octaurelia, 469 nucleotides. The record is from the annotation of a GenBank genome assembly. Lineage: Eukaryota; Ciliophora; Oligohymenophorea; Peniculida; Parameciidae.